AUGUGUUCGAUUCCUGGGCUUCCAACACCUGGAUCAGAUGUACCUGUUCUCAUCACGAGAGUAAACCCAAACCUUAAUUGGGGUCUUGUUGAACUAUGGGUCCACAUGGGUGAUGGAGGGACGCAUGUUUAUGAGAAACUGAGAGAGGAAAUUCAGAUUCCUAAGGGGAAGUUUUGUGGAUCAGAAGGAAAACCAGGGGACCUUUGUCUGGUCUGCAUCAGUGACACCUGGCAUAGAGCUCGAAUUGUAUCGAUUCAAAGUGAAACCUUCAAUGUUUUUCUUAUUGACCAGGGACAGCACCAUAUCACCACCAGUGACGCUUUAGCAUGGGGCCAGAGUGACAGUUUUCUCCUUCCUCCUGAAAUUGAAUCUUGCAUACUCGCAAAUGUUAUCUCCCUUGAGAAUAUUUGGCCUGAAAAGGCCACAAAGUUUUUGGAGUCUCUGCCUGGCAAGAAGUUUAAGGGGCUGGUUCAACAUGUGCUGAUGCCAGACAGGAUUAUCCUCCUUGACAUACCAGUUGUUUCCAAUCACAUAUGUAAGUUUGGGAUUGCAAAGAAGAUUCCAGUGGAAGAAUUUAAAUGCCUUGUACUUAAAUGUCUACAUUUACCCAAAGGAGAUGCUUCUGAUGCCUACCAUGUAACACAGGAACAGAGUCUGAAUGUCAUGCUUGAGAAACAUGACCAAUACUUGUACCCAGAACUGUUAACUGACACAUUUGAAACUGUUACUGUGACGGAGGUUAUUGAUCCACAAAACAUUUUUUGCAAGCUUCAAAUUUUUUCCAAGGCAGUGAAAAUAUUAUCAGAACAAAUCCACCAGCACUAUGAAGAGACUUCAGAUUUUGGGCAGGCACAACCACAGACCAACGGGGAUCCAUGUGCUGCUAAAGGAUCAAAUGGCAGAUGGUGUCGCUCGUUACUAAAGCAAAACAUUGUGACUAGCGAUGGUGCUGUAGAAGUCUUGCAUGUAGAUGAAGGAAAAACUGAAUUUGUCCCAGUUGGAGACAUCAGACCAAUGCUUGGAAAAUUCCUGAGAAUGCCAGUUGUCACAUAUCUCUGUUCUCUAGAUGGAGUGAAUGAUAAUGGCACAGGAUGGACUACAAACCAGACUGAUUACUUGAAAUCACUACUCCUGAAUGAGACAGUUGUGGCUCGCUUUAACCACCACAGUAGACCUCAAGAUGUGUAUUAUGUCACUCUUCAUGCUGCUAAUGAUGCAUGCAUAAACAACUGCUUUUUAGUGAACGCAGGAUCUUUUCCACCUUGUAAGACUGAACAAGAUUCAAAUGUCCAGAAUGAUCCCAUUCCCUCAUCAUUUCUCAGUUCACUUGUAGAUGAACAGUGUGUGGAUUUCCAGAACACAGUCAAUUUAAAUGUUGAUGUUUUAGAGGAAACCUUGCCAAGUACCAAGAACACACCAAUUAAUGGCAGGGAAGAUGAGGUACAGACUUCUGGCCCCACUGCUCAUCCUCUCAAAGAUAACUCUGAACAUCCAGACCCUCUAAUACACGAAAAUGGGCAUCUUUCAACUUGUCAUGAUAUGUUUACCAUAAAAAGUUCUGUCAAUGUAAAAGUGUCUCGUAUUAAAAAGGUAUGGAAGACGACCUGCGCUCAAGCAACUAAAAAUGGUGACUGUCUUAGUCUCCUUAUGGAAGAUCUGCAAACCCACUAUGCCUCUGCCCAACUUCAGCCACUUGUUCGGUCCAUCUGUGUCGCCCGUAAUCCAGAAAAUGGCAUGUGGUGUAGAGCGAAGAUCAUUGCAAGUCACCACUCCCCUGUAGUAGAUGUUAUAUUUAUAGAUUAUGAUCAAACUCAAAAGGUCCCUCUGCGAGAUGUGUACCCCAUUGACCCAGCUUUCUUAGAUGGGGUCAAUGGGCCUUUUCAGUGUUGCCUAUUCAAUCUGAAGAAUUCUACUAAUUCCAAUGCUGUCACUUCAACUGAUGCUGCAUCAGAGUUUCAAAAGUUUGUGGAUUCAGGUGCCUCUUCAAAUGGUGUAUUGAAAAGUAAUUUAAAGGCCAGAACAUCUAAUGAAGAAAGCCCAUCCCUGCCCCAGAAAUGUGCACAGGUUGAAAGUCAAAUCCUUUCUCUGGUCCAAUCAGAUGCAUAUAAUUAUUCCACACAUGAUAUUGAGGUGGGUGGAAAAGAAAAAGUGUGCAUUACCUUUGCAGAGAAUGUAAAUCAUUUUUACUGCCAGCUAGACAGGAACUCUCACUUGCUUGACAAAGUGAUGGAAAAUGUUAAGCAACUAAUUUGCCAGCCACAGUGCACAGAUCGCCAACUUGGACUCAACAGUGUUUGCUUAGCUAGGUACACUGAUAAUCAGUGGUACAGAGGGCAAGUAAUAGAAAUGUCACCCAAACUUAAAGUACACUUUGUGGACUAUGGAGAGACCCCUGCAGUGAGUGAAUCUGAUAUCCAUGCUUUUUCCUCUGAAGCAUGUAUUGCCAUGUCUGUUCCUGUGCAGGCUGUUCCACUUGGACUGUUUGAUGUCCCAGCUGAAGUACCACAGGAAGUCAACCAGUGGUUUGAAGAUAACGCCAUUGGCCGUAAUUUUACCAUUUCAGUAGUAGCUAAAGGGGAAAGAGGUAAACUAAUUGUUGAACUCUUUGAGGGUUCCUUGAAUGUAAAUCGGAAAGUCAGAGAGUGCAUAGCAAAGAUGAAUCGACAGAAGACAAAUGGCCUAGUUAAGCAGACUGACCAGCAGUGCUGCAAAGGCUCACAACAGGCUAGUGUUCCAGGUCUAGACUGUUUAACUGAAGAGCUCACGAAUGUGCCACCAUUAGAGGAUAUGACAGAAAAAAGUAAAGUCUGUAGCAAUGGAAUUUGUGAUUCCAUCACAGUGGAUGAGCUAAAGACGGAUUCACAAUCCACAACUCUUGUCUCCAUACCAACGGUUGAACAUGGAAGGACUUUGGAUGAAGGAAAAAAAACAAUGUUGGAUGUCAAGGUCAAAGAAACCAUGGUGGCACAGACAUUCAUACAAGGUCUCCAAACAGACUCAGAAAUGGCACAACUUUCCCUUCCUUCGUGCCCUGAGGCAAUGGAGAACAUCUACAUGUACAAGAGGCCAAACAUUUCUCAAAACAAAACAGAGGAGGUAUAUGCUUCCUGCAUAGUUGCACCCAAUUACUUCUGGUGUCAGUGUGCCAACACAGAAAACCUGGACAUAGUUUCAAGAGUUGCUCAGGAGGUAGGACAGGCACAACAGGACACAAUAUUCCCCAAGACUUUGGAUCCUGGUUGUCCAUGCCUUGCUCUCUUUUACAGUGACAACCAGUGGUAUCGAGCACAGGUAAUUCAGAGAACUGGAAAUACACUUAAUGUUCUGUUUGUUGACUAUGGCAAUGAGUCUGAAGUCGACAUUAAGGAUGUGAGAACAGUGCCUCAGAGUCUGUUGGAGCAGGCUCCUCAAGCAUUUCUUUGUUCCUUGAAUGGAUUUGAAGAGCCCAAGGGCUCCUGGGAUGACAAAGUGUAUGAUUACUUCUAUAAUCUUCUGGUUGAUAAACCACUAAAAGUGUCAGUGCUCAACAUGGAAGAUCAUUCAGAGAUGGCAGUACCUCAGUAUGCAGUGGAAAUUGUGUGUGAGGGGGUGAAUGUAAAUGCAGCAAUGCAGGUAUACUGGAAACCAGUUGCCAAAGAACAUGUUAUGACAGAAAGCCCUGAAACAGAAACUUUCCUCCAAUAUGGUCCAACCAAGUCUAACAUUAAACACAUUGUUUCCAAAGAAAAUGUGAAUACUUGCAUGUACAAGAAGCCAAAUAUUUCCAAAAACAAAGAAGAGGAGGUAUAUGCCUCUUGUAUUGUGGAACCCGGUUUCUUCUGGUGUCAGUACACCAACACAGAGGAUCUUGGCAAAGUGGUGAGGCUUGCACAGGAAGCAGGACAAGCAGAGCAGGACAUGAUGUUCCCAGACACUCUUAGUCCUGGCAGUCCAUGCCUUGCUCUGUUUUCCAGUGACAACCAGUGGUAUCGAGCUCAAGUCAUUCGCAGGAGUAAUGAUACAUUUUAUGUUCUGUUUGUUGACUAUGGAAAUGAAUCAGACGUUGACAUCAAGAAUGUGAGAUCAGUGCCUCACAGUCUGUUGGAGCACGCUCCUCAGGCAUUUCUGUGCUCCUUGAAUGGAUUUGAGGAGUCCAAGGGCUCCUGGGAUGACAAAGUUUACGAUGACUUCUACAACCUUCUGGUUGACAACCCACUAAAAGUGUCAGUGUUCAACAUGGAUGAUCAUUCAGAGAUGGCAUUUCCCCAGUAUGCAGUGGACAUUGAAUGUGAAGGAGUGGUUGUGAAUACAGCGAUGGAGAAAUACUGGAAAGGAUUUCCAACAGACCAUACCUUGGCAGAAAGUCCAGAUUCUGUCAACCAGGAUGAAACCAGGACCAUAGACGAUUGUGCUGGGGUUUAA
Molecule: messenger RNA, 4401 nt
Organism: Scomber scombrus (Atlantic mackerel)
Lineage: Eukaryota; Metazoa; Chordata; Actinopteri; Scombriformes; Scombridae
Gene: tdrd6b
Product: tudor domain-containing 6
Exons: 3
Coding region: 1-4401 (1466 amino acids)
Biological process (GO): spermatogenesis
Source: RefSeq, a predicted model, not a curated record